AAGUACAACCCCUCCUCGGCCGCGAUAUCCCGGAAGCAGUUCGCUCUGGGCGUUCUUUCUUCCGCCAUCUUGGAACUGAACUCCUCACACAAAAUGCCCGGUGAAGCCACAGAAACCGUCCCUGUUGCGGAGCAAGAACUCCACCAGCCUCAAGCUGAGACGGUACCUUCUCCCUCAUCCACUGGUGAGGCUGCUGUGCCCUCAGAAGUGGCUGCAGUAGCGGAGGAGAAAAAGCCCGUCUCUCAGAACCCCGAGGUGACUGGUGAGGCUUCUCAGACGGCACAAGCUGAAGCCGCUCCAAAGCCGUCAGUCGCAGAUGGCGUCUCCCCUCCCUCUGGGACUGCUACACCCACCAAAACUCCAGUGCUGGCUCCUGUACGGCCCCCUGCUGAUACUAAGGCUCAAGCACGAAAGAAAAAGUCUAAGUCUGGUGCCUCUAAAGCUCCUGUUGCUGAAUCUAAAGCAUCAGCCCCAAAAUUAGAGACCCCUCCUGCUGUGGUCCCUGCAGACUCCACUGUGGAAACCAAAGCCCCAGCUCCUAAAUUAGAGACUCCCCCUACCGCACUCCCUGCUGACACCAUUGCUGAAUCGAAAGCACCAGUAAAGACCCCUCCUACUGUGGUCCCUGCGGAGUCCGUUGCUGUAUCGAAAGCCCCAGCUCCAGAAAACACGUCUGCCUCAGAAAAACCUGCAGUGUCUGUUGUGGAUGCCAAAACCUCAGCUACAAAAACCAAGCUGCCCGCCCCUGUGGCUCCUGUAGAGCCCCCUGCUGAUACUAAGGCCCCAGUUCCAAAAACAGAGCUGCCCGCCCCUGUGGCUCCUGUAGAGCCCCCUGCUGAUACUAAGGCUCCAGCUCCAGAAAACAAAUCUGCCUCUGUAGGUCCUGCAGAGCCUGCUGCGGAUGCCGAAGCUCCAGCUACAAAAACAGAGCUGCCCACCCCUGUGGCUCCUGUAGAGCCCCCUGCUGAUACUAAGGCUCCAGUUCCAAAAACAGAGCUGCCCGUCCCUGUGGCUCCAGUAGAGCCCCCUGCUGACACUAAGGCUCCAGUUCCCAAAUCAGAGCUGCCCGCCCCUGUGGCUCCAGUAGAGCCCCCUGCUGAUACUAAGGCUCCAGUUCCAAAAACAGAGCUGCCCGCCCCUGUGGCUCCUGUAGAGCCCCCUGUUGAUACUAAGGCUCCAGUUCCAAAAACAGAGCUGCCCGCCCCUGUGGCUCCAGUAGAGCCCCCUGCUGUUACUAAGGCUCCAGUUCCAAAAACAGAGCUGCCCGCCCCUGUGGCUCCUGCAGAGCCCCCUGCUGUUACUAAGGCUCCAGGUCCAAAAACAGAGCUGCCCGCCCCUGUGGCUCCUGUAGAGCCCCCUGCUGAUACUAAGGCUCCAGUUCCAAAAACAGAGCUGCCCGCCCCUGUGGCUCCAGUAGAGCCCCCUGCUGUUACUAAGGCUCCAGCUCCAGAAAAAAAAUCUGCUUCUGAAAGUCCUGCUGUGGAUGCCAAAACCCCAGCUUCAAAGAAUCAGACUGCCACCCCUCCAGUGCCUGUGGCUGGUGCCCAAGAAUCAGUUCCAAAAACAGAGCUGCCCGCCCCUGUGGCUCCAGCAAAGCCCCCUGCUGAUACUAAGGCUCCAGUUCCAAAAACAGAGCUGCCCGCCCCUGUGGCUCCAGUAGAGCCCCCUGCUGAUACUAAGGCUCCAGCUUCAAAGACUCAGCCUCCUCAGACUGCCGCCCCUUCUGUGGCCAGUGACAAAGAAUCAGUUCAAAAAACAGAGCUGCCCGCCCCUGUGGCUCCAGUAGAGCCCCCUGCUGAUACUAAGGCUCCAGUUCCAAAAACAGAGCUGCCCGUCCCUGUGGCUCCUGUAGAGCCCCCUGCUGAUACUAAGGCUCCAGUUCCAAAAACAGAGCUGCCCGCCCCUGUGGCUCCUGUAGAGCCCCCUGCUGAUACUAAGGCCCCAGUUCCAAAAACAGAGCUGCCCACCCCUGUGGCUCCAGUAGAGCCCCCUGCUGUUACUAAGGCUCCAGAAAACAAGACUGCUUCUGGAAGUCCUGCAGUGCCUGUUGUGAAUGCCAAAACCUCAGCAAAUAAAGUUGAGAAAGUUUCUAUGGUUUCUGCUCCAGAGCUAGAUAUUCCAAGUCCUGCAAAAGAGCUAACUCUUCCUCCUGCUUUGCCUUCCGUGGCAUCUGUGCCUUCUAUACCUAUUUCUUCUGUUUCUCUGCCUCUCGUCUCCAAAACAUCUGCCAUACCCACUGCACCUGCCCCUGUUGCUGUUGAAGAGGAAGAAAUGCCACCUCUGAUCCCUCCAGAGGUUCCUGAUAAGGAAGCAGUGUUUCUUCAACCGGUCACAGUGGACCUUGUUCCCCCGAAACCACCUGUAGCCGCUCCAGUGAAGGAGCCCAUUCUGAAGAACGACAAGGGGUCAGGGACAGAUUCCGACAGUGAUGAUUCUCCUCCAGAGCUGGAACAGGACACACAGACAUCUACGCAGCAGGCCCAGUUGGCAGCAGCGGCAGAAAUAGACGAGGAACCUGUCAGCAAAGCAAAACAGAGCAGGAGCGAAAAGAAGGCACGAAAGGCUAUGUCAAAGUUGGGGCUUCGCCAGGUCACCGGAGUUACAAGAGUCACAAUCCGAAAAUCCAAGAACAUUUUGUUUGUUAUAACCAAGCCAGACGUAUACAAGAGCCCAGCAUCCGACACCUACAUAGUCUUUGGAGAAGCAAAGAUUGAAGAUCUCUCACAACAAGCCCAGCUGGCUGCUGCCGAAAAAUUCAAGGUACAGGGAGAAGGCGUCUCAAACAUACAGGAAAACACACAAACUCCUACAGUACAGGAGGAGAGCGAAGAGGAAGAGGUUGAUGAGACUGGCGUAGAAGUGAAGGACAUUGAACUUGUAAUGUCACAAGCAAACGUGUCCAGGGCGAAGGCUGUACGUGCUCUAAAGAACAACAGCAACGACAUUGUAAACGCCAUCAUGGAGUUGACGAUGUGAGCGUCGCUCAGACUGAACACAUUUGGUCUUGCUCGUGGGUCGGUGCAGCUGAAAUUGAGAUUUAUACUAUUUCUAUUGAUUUAAUAAAGUUGUGGCUUAUUGUUGGUGACUUAC
Molecule: messenger RNA, 3090 nt
Organism: Bufo bufo (common toad)
Lineage: Eukaryota; Metazoa; Chordata; Amphibia; Anura; Bufonidae
Gene: NACA
Product: nascent polypeptide associated complex subunit alpha
Exons: 38
Coding region: 94-2976 (960 amino acids)
Biological process (GO): protein targeting to membrane
Cellular component (GO): nascent polypeptide-associated complex; cytoplasm
Source: RefSeq, a predicted model, not a curated record